CCCCUCCCAGCGCUCUGGGGCCACCUGGCCUGGAAGAGGAAGAGGAAGAAGCGCCGGGGCUCCGGUGGGUGGAGUGCCAGACCGAGAGAGAGACCAAGAGAGACCGAAAGAGGGAGGGGAACCCUAGAGACCUGCGCCGACCACCUCGCUCACCAUGUGCACCGGCAAGUGCUCCCGCCUGGUGGGCCUCGUCCUGGUGGCCGCGGCCCUGGCUUGCAUCACCGCCAACAUCCUCCUCUUCUUCCCCAACGGCGAGGGGCGCUGGACGCCGGAUCACAUCACCAUCCAGGCCUGGCUCAUGGGGGGUGUCAUCGGCGGAGGGCUGAUGGUCCUCUGCAGCGGCUGCUCCACCGUGCGGGCCGGCGGGAAGGGCUGCUGCGGCUACGGAUGCUGUGGGAACCG
Pseudonaja textilis is the source of this 402-nucleotide messenger RNA. Lineage: Eukaryota; Metazoa; Chordata; Lepidosauria; Squamata; Elapidae. The record is from RefSeq and is a predicted model, not a curated record.